Molecule: messenger RNA, 547 nt
Organism: Suillus discolor
Lineage: Eukaryota; Fungi; Basidiomycota; Agaricomycetes; Boletales; Suillaceae
Exons: 4
Coding region: 155-490 (111 amino acids)
Source: RefSeq, a predicted model, not a curated record
UCCAGCACUAUAUCACGACCACCUGUACUUUUCAUGAAUUGGACCGCUACACCGCUCGGCGCUCUACCUGUCACCUGAUUCUGACGGCGACUUAGCGGUAGCCGCACUGGUCUUCACUGUUGGAGCGAAUAUAUUGGUUCUUCAGUGACCGACGAUGGCACUCCUACUCACACUUCCAAUCUAUACGGGGAUGAUGUUCGGUGGCUUCCUGUUACCUACUGUUCGGCGUCGUACCUUGCUCAUGCUAUUUUCACAGGAACUAGUAGAACCCCUUGCUGACGGCAAUCGUGCGCUGCUUGUAUUCAUCACAGCUGGGAAAGCUCAGCGCUCAACAGGCGUCUGCAAAUGUAUCCUCACCUAUUCAGAAUACCUGCCGCCUCCUUCCAAGCAUGUCGUUAUUUUAUUACUGCAUUGUCAAAACCAUCAGAGGUACGCUGUGCACAUUUUCAAGAGUAAACGAAGAGAAAGAUCGUGCAAAUAUAGUGUAUAAAAGUCUGCUUCUGUAAUAAAGCAAGGACUGAAGUCACCGCGUGUCACUAGAAAAACU